Molecule: messenger RNA, 1087 nt
Organism: Carcharodon carcharias (great white shark)
Lineage: Eukaryota; Metazoa; Chordata; Chondrichthyes; Lamniformes; Lamnidae
Gene: mrps18c
Product: mitochondrial ribosomal protein S18C
Exons: 6
Coding region: 98-490 (130 amino acids)
Biological process (GO): mitochondrial translation
Cellular component (GO): mitochondrial small ribosomal subunit; ribosome
Molecular function (GO): small ribosomal subunit rRNA binding; structural constituent of ribosome
Source: RefSeq, a predicted model, not a curated record
CCGUUAAUGAUGCAGUUUCCGUCCGGCGGUUGGUCGCUCAAAAAAAAUUGAGAGCAGCGCGCAUGCGCACACCGUGGGCUCGUGAUGGUAUUUGCGCAUGCACUCCAAUUCCACCGGGAUGUUGCGGCUGGUGAGGACAUGGCGCCAAGCAUACUGGCAAAAGGGGAUCAGCACUCAACCUAUUCCAACAACUAGUAACACUUCUGAUAUGCCAAUAAAGUUAGAAAAUCCUUACAAAGAACCUCCCAAGAAGUGCAUUCUGUGUGGUGUUUCAGUGGACUACAAAAACGUACAGCUUUUAUCCCAGUUUAUAUCUCCAUAUACUGGCCGCAUUUUUGGGAGACACAUAACAGGCUUGUGUGGAAAGAAACAAAGAGAAAUUUCCAGGGCCAUCAAAAAAUCCCAGCAAAUGGGAUUUAUGUCAGUCACAUUGAAAAAUCCUGCUUUCCUGAAGGAUCCAAACAUUUGCGAUUUCAAACUUUGGGAAUAAUCCUCAAUCUGUAACUAUUUAUGGUACAAUGCUCCGGAGUUUCUCAAUUAUACUUCGAGUCAAUAAAGUGGAUUAAAUGCUGAUGCACGGGAAGAUUUAUUCAGCAAAAAUACACUUUCAAUGCAAAAGAGAAUGUGUUUGAGGUAUUUGCAGCUAGAAGAUCCACUGUAUACAGCUGCUUUGCAACUUUUGUAUGGAGAGAAAGCGGCACCCUGGUUUCACUUCUAAAUGGCUUAGCUCUAAUUUUAAAAUUAGGCACUGACAUUCUGGGAUCUCUAACUGUGGAUACAACUUUUCUAUAUUACCCUAUCAAUUCCCUUCAUUUUAAACACCUUGAUAAGUUCAAGGAAUAGAAGUCAAGUUACUGCAACCUGUUUAAUUAUUUGUGUGCAUGGACAUACCUUUGCCACUCCACAGCUCCUAGUUUUCUCACCGUUUAGAAAACGUUCUCAGAUCCAAAGUGAAUAACCUCAUAAUGAACUCCACCUGCCAGUUUGCCUGCCAUUGAUUUGUCUGUGUCCCUUUGUAACUUGCUCCUCCCAUCCACGUAACUUAAUGUAUCUUGGUCCUUUUGAAAUAAACGUCCAAACUUUAAAA